CACAACCAACUAAAUACGAAGUUGGUCUAGGUCUUUGGUUUCUGGAUUACGAAAACACAAAAGUAUAAUUUUAUAGUAUGGAGAAGUAGAUGAAUAUGUUCCGGGGGAAGGGAAAGUCGAAAAGUUCACAGCAUAGUGAAACUGGACGUGAAUCUGGAAAGUCGGGUGUGUCAGUCCUAGAUGGGUUAAAUCAGGAAGCCCAUUUUGAAGUAUGUUUCCUUGGAGUUGUUCGAGAUAUCAACAUGGGCACAUCCCGCAAGCGAGACAAAGAGGCCCAAUUGGUUGACCAGGUAGAGGAAGCCCAGAUUGAUGGUAAACUUCCACUAUCACCAAGAGAUGAAGAUAAAGUAUUCAUCACCAUAUCCAGACAUGGUCUGAAGGUGUUAGACUCCACAAAGAAGGAGGUUCUACAGAGACACCCACUCCAUAUCAUUGCUCAAGUGGUGCAUUAUGAGGAUGGUUUUGGUAAACCCAAUGUUGCCUUUAAAAUUGGACAACUACAGCACUCAAAGGACACAUGUAUAUACCAGUGUUACGUCUUCCAGUGUCCAAAUGAGGAUCAAGCCCAAGCUGUAUGUCAAAGUUUAAGGAACAUUUUCAAUGUUAUAACUGUCCAGUGAAUCCUUCAUCAUGAUGUCAGGAUAAUUGUCCUGAGAUUCUCGUCAAAAGAACAGAAAUUUACUGGGCCAGAUAUUAUCAUCAAAAGUACAGAAACUUACUGGUUCAGUGAAUACUACUUUUCAAAAUAUCAAAAACACCAGUUUCAAGGAUCCUAUUUUUGAAGAUAUCAAGAAUAGUCAAUUGAGUUCUGCAUUCAUCUUUCUUGUUUGAAUAGAUCACUGGUUGAUGUGAUGACACAAACACUACCUUAGGAUGUUCCAUGCAUGUAAUGGGUGUUGUGACUUUCACAGAUACUUGAACAACCCAGUACACUUCUCAAGUAAAGUUUCCUUGUAAAGAAGAUGCUGAGUAGUAAAAAUGUGUCUCUGUGAACGUAUUUUACAUAUCACCGUGUGUUCAUUGAAGACUUUCCCUACUGCUGGACAGUAGAUUAUGAACGGUUGUGAUGCAUUUGUUUGCUAUUUUUUAUUUAACAAAUAAAAUUAUCUUUAUUAAAGUUA
Ylistrum balloti is the source of this 1121-nucleotide messenger RNA. RefSeq names its product integrin beta-1-binding protein 1-like. Gene Ontology annotation, molecular function: integrin binding. The record is from RefSeq and is a predicted model, not a curated record. The transcript is spliced from 5 exons. NCBI's taxonomy places the organism in Eukaryota, Metazoa, Mollusca, Bivalvia, Pectinida, Pectinidae. Gene Ontology annotation, biological process: negative regulation of focal adhesion assembly; negative regulation of substrate adhesion-dependent cell spreading. The coding region runs from base 90 to 620 and encodes 176 amino acids. Gene Ontology annotation, cellular component: cytoskeleton; cell periphery; ruffle.